AUGACGGUAGACAAGCAAGAUUAUCACAGAGCGUCCAACGCGGUCGUUUUUGGUGGAGGACUCUCGUUCGUGGCACUCUUUCUCUUAAUGAUGGCUUUCAUAAGUCCGUAUUGGAUAGAAUCGUAUCAGGAGACGUUCAGCAGCUUUAAACACAUGGGACUCUGGGAGUACUGCUUUGAGCAAUUCCGUUAUCCCUAUUAUCAGUUUGACAAACAAUUCGACGGCUGUCACCAUAUAUUUUCACAAGAAUAUUAUGUCAUAAGAGAGUGGCUGCUGCCAGUAUGGCUCAUGGUAGUGCAGACAUUUGUCACGUUAGCCUUAAUGCUGUCCAUCUUUGCCUUCAUUGUAAUUGCUUUGAUUUGGACACGUUGGCCGUUGAGAUUUGUCCUGCAUUAUGAAUGGAUUUUGUCAUCCUUUGUGUUUGUAUGUGAUGCAGCUGCUGGCGUGCUUCUCUUUCUGGCAGUCUCUAUAUUCGGCGGACAAUGCUGGCGUCGGGAUUGGUUAAUGUAUCCGAAUUUCAAUCAUUUGUCAUGGUCAUAUGGUCUUGCUGUCAUAUCAUUCAUGAUCCACACGUUUGCCGCAUUCUUUCUUUAUUUAGACGCGCGGACAGGUUACAGACUACGCAAGGAGUCUCGUAACUUAGUGAUGCAGAUGCAGCCGAAUCCACAAUCUCAACACGCCCCAUCAAGCCGAAGCGGAUACGUAUAAAGUAAUCUCAAAUCAUGUGCUUUUGGCGAAAAAUUUAAUUUCCACAUAAAUUCUUAUCGUUAUUUUUAAUGAAGAUGCAAAAGAUAAGAUCUGUCUCUUAAGAGAGACUGUACAUCUGUGUACGAUUUUCAUCCGUCCAUUUAAUUUGUUCAUUAAAAAUAAUAGUAAAAACUUUAUACAUAUAUAUCUAUGUAUAAGCUCUUACCAUUAUUUUUAAUAAAUAGUUCCAUGUGAGAAGUAGUCGACCAAUUGGUAGGUUCCCGGUUUGAUCCCGACUCUCAUCCCUUGUACCUCCGUUUUAAGAGGUUUAUUUUCAGAAUUGAAAAUUAUAAGCAAAGUAAUAUACGACGAUCUGUUUCGAGAAUCUACUUUUCAUUUGUAUUUAAUUUAAAAAGGAUAAACACGUGUAUUACGAUUGUCGCCUUUUC
Molecule: messenger RNA, 1136 nt
Organism: Atta colombica
Lineage: Eukaryota; Metazoa; Arthropoda; Insecta; Hymenoptera; Formicidae
Gene: pck
Exons: 4
Coding region: 1-708 (235 amino acids)
Biological process (GO): septate junction assembly; regulation of tube size, open tracheal system
Cellular component (GO): septate junction; membrane
Source: RefSeq, a predicted model, not a curated record